AUGUUAAAAACAUUUCUCGAUAUUCCAUAUCUCAAAUUAAUAAAAUUACUGGAAAUGGAUCAAGCAACCAAAGAAAUAUUUGAAAAAUUUUUUCAAGUAUUGCUUGAUAAUGAUUUAGUAAAGGUGAAGAAUGAUAUUGAACAAACAAAAGAAGAAGAAGCAUGGAUCGUUUGCUAUCCAUUGAUUCCAGAAUUACUUAAAUACAACACGGAUUUACAUCAGUUUGUACAAAAAGCUAUGGUAUUAUUAAAUAUUGACCAAAAUGUGAAAUCUAAUCUUCAUGAUAUAUUUCAACGAAUAAUUGUCGAAUUGGAAUACUUAAAAUAUCGUUUUGCAGCACAACAAAGGAUUAUCGACAGUCAUGAAAAAAGAAUAAAUGAACUUGAAAAUGAUAUGAAACUACAACAAGCAAGAAUGAUGGCUUUUGAUAUCGUCAAAUUAUUUCAAUAUUACUAUAUCGAUGACAUACUUAAAGGUUCUCCAUUCUCAACCUGGAAGUCGUUUACCGAUGAAUGGGCUAAACGAGAAAGUGCUGUCUUGCAGAAUAUGAUAGCCAAUAGUAAUACGAUUAACAAUAAUGAUCCAACAAUAAUCGAUAAGGUUCAACAAGAUCCAUUCAUCCGUCAACUCGUUGAACCUGUUGAACGUGAAUUAUCACAGCAAUGGAAACUUAAUUUGAAGCUCAGAACAAUUCGUGAUAUUGCCAAUGAGAGACAUGAAGUUGCACAUGAUCCUAUUAAGACGGACAUGGACCAACGAUGUUUUUUGGUGAAAUGCAAUAAUUUUACAUUUCCUGCAGAAUACCAAUAUACCACAGAUAUUAAAAAAAUAAUUAAUGUUUUAAAUGGAACGAAACUUAAACGAUAUUAAAACAGUUUAUAUGAAGCUUAUUGGGAUGUAACAGAAGAUGCAUUAAAUGAUUUAGCUCAAUUUUUAUUUAAUACAUCAAUUAAUAAAGAUGUCGAUGAUUAUUUAUAUGAAGCUAAAUGUCAAUUAUUAAUGUAUUCAGCAAUUGCAAUAAUUAAAAUGAAUACUAUUAGACGUCGAUCAAUACAUGAUGCGAAAAUGGCAUGUGCAACAAUAUGUUUAUUAUUAUUAGAACGAAUUCAAUGGUUAUCAACUCUAUCGAAAAUACAAAUAAAUAAUAUACAAACAAAUUAUGAACGAUAUUUAUUUUCAACAAUUUCAUUAUCAGAUAAAAUAAAUAAUUUUAUUGAUAAAAAUUUAUUUGAUAAUAAUCUUAAUGAUGAUGAUGUAACAUCGAGUGAUUUUGUAUUUGUUCGACAUUUUCCAAUAUUUAAUGAAGAUAUUAUUGAUAAAUAUAAUGAUUUAAUGUAUAUGGGUUUUGUUAGUACAUUAAAUCAAUUUAAAAAUAAUCUUGUACGAAAAUUAAUUUGUUAUAUAUGGACAUUAUGUUGUAUGAUUGAAUCAAAUCGAAUAUCACUUGGAAUUAUAAGUUCUAGUACAAUACGUGAACAUUUUUCACUAUCACCAAUUGAUUUUGAACAAAAACCAAUUAAAAUUGAAUCAUUAAAUGAACGAGAUAUUAUUGUCUUUCUUCUAUUAUGUGCUCAACAAAAUUUACAUUUACAUGAUAAUGAUUCAAUUUUACAUCCAUAUUUACUUUUUUCAUUAUCUCAUCUAUGUACACAAGAACAAAAAAAUUGGUGGCAAACAGCUAUGGAACAAAGUUCAUCGAAUGAAUUUAUUGAUCAUCUUGCUACAAUACGUCUCAAUGAUGAACGAAUAUCUCAACAUCCACCAAAACUGAUCAUACUUGAAACUGCUCGAAUUCUUUUAAAAUCGGCUAAAAAUCUUUAUGAACAACAUGCAACACGUGCUGCAUCAUCUUAUGAACAAUAUGCAAUACGAUAUCUUCAAGUAGCUAAAAGAAAUCAAAAUAAUCAGGGAUUAUCCGAUUCACUUAAUAAAACAAAUAUGCCGGUAAAUAAACAAGAUAAAUUAUUUUUCUUCUAUUCUCAAAAAACAAUAAAUACUAAUCAAAAAUAUAUUGAACAAUUAAUUGAAGAAUGUGAAAAACUUCCUCAAAAAUGUGAUGAAUUAAAAUCAUUACCUGAACCAGAAUCACCAAGAACAUCAAGUCCAACCAUAGAACAACGAAAAGACAUUGAUAUCUCGGCUGCUUUGAGUCCAGUUGUUGUUGAAAAAGAAGAACGACAGCAUUCAGAAAUUACAGAUUCAACAUUAUUUACAACACCACCAUCAAUUAAAACACAUGAUGUUGAUGUACAAACAUUUCUACAAUUUCCAUUAUCACCUCCACCAAUUGUUACAAUGGUACCAAUUGAAGAAAUAAUAGAAGCAUCAUCUGAACCACCAUUACCAUUCUAUGCUGAUAUGAUAUUUUCUCAUAUGAAUAAUGUUAAUCAAUGGAUAAAUAAAUUUUGUCUUGAUCAUGAAAUAAUUCAAAAUGAUAUAAAUAUAAUAAGAGAUCGUCUUGAAAAAAUUAAUCGUGUAACUAGUCAAAUGAUGUUUUCAAAUAUGAAAAUAUCAUCAUCAUCAGCAGCAGCAUUAGAAACAAAUGAAAAUUCUAGUGGAUUUUAUUCAUCACAUCAAACAUAA
Messenger RNA from Rotaria sp. Silwood2, 2583 nucleotides. The record is from the annotation of a GenBank genome assembly. NCBI's taxonomy places the organism in Eukaryota, Metazoa, Rotifera, Eurotatoria, Philodinida, Philodinidae.